This is a messenger RNA of Dicentrarchus labrax (European seabass), 2068 nucleotides long. RefSeq names its product arylamine N-acetyltransferase, pineal gland isozyme NAT-10-like. NCBI's taxonomy places the organism in Eukaryota, Metazoa, Chordata, Actinopteri, Moronidae. The transcript is spliced from 2 exons. Gene Ontology annotation, molecular function: acetyltransferase activity. The record is from RefSeq and is a predicted model, not a curated record. Bases 135 to 1007 code for a protein of 290 amino acids.
GCCUCCAGUGGAGACACGCGAGCACAAGCAACUUUUCAACCCGGGCACAACUACGUCAUGUUUUACUAACCGCCCUAAACAACAACAACAACAACCUACCGUGGCACGUCACGUCACAGUGUGAGCAAGGCAAGAUGAAUUUGGAAGAAUACUUCAAAAGAAUUGGUUUCCACGGCUCUUUUGAUAAACUGGAUCUUGCGACACUGAAGUUGAUCCACAAGCAGCACGUCAUGUCCGUCCCAUUUGAAAACCUCAGCAUUCACUGCGGUGAGAGGAUCAUCAUGGACCUUCAGGUCAUUUACAAUAAGAUAGUGAGGAGCCGCCGUGGAGGUUGGUGCCUUGAGAACAACUUCCUGUUUGGCUGGGUGCUGAGGGAAAUGGGCUACGACACUACAACGUUGAGCUCCAGAGUUUUCAACAGUAUCCUGGAUGAUUUUGGACCCCUUGAAUCUCAUCUCAUCAACAAGGUCAUCAUUGAUGGAAAAGCUUAUAUAACAGAUGUGAGCUUUGGCGUGUCCUCCCAGGUGUGGGAGCCCCUGGAGCUCGUCUCUGGAAAGGACCAACCUCAGGCAGCGGGUGUCUUCCGUCUCAUAGACAAGGAGGACUUCUGGGUGCUGGAGAAGACUGGCAGAAAGCCAGAGGUUCUCAAUCCAGACUUUGCCAAAUCUAGUCUGGUGAGCAGGAAGGAAACCAAGAAUAUCUACUGCUUUACCUUGGUGCCUCGUGAGGUCAAUCAUUUCUUUGAUAAGAGCCACAGACUCCAGACCGACCCUACUUCACUGUUUACCAAUAAAUCCAUCUGCUCUUUGCAAACACCAACAGGAUUCAAAGCUCUGAUUGGUUGGACCUACAGCGAGGUCACCUACAAACCUGAGGAAGGUGUUGACAUCUUAGACAUGAGGGACAUAACAGAUGAUGAGAUAGAGCAAAUACUGAGGGAAAAGUUCAAUCUGAAGCUGCAGAACAAACUAAAGCCUGUAAGCAACAAGUCAUGGUACACACUGUGACGUGUUACACGUAUUAAUGCUGUUUUGUACAAAAGAAAUGAUGCAGUUGCUUUAGGACUGAGAGAAGUACAAAUAAACAGCACUUUACAUGUGUCAUUCAAUUUUAUUCACUGACACUUUUGACAGUAAAUAAUCAUGUACAUUCAUUGUCAUAUACCUCAGUAUGCUGCAGUAGUAGUUUGCAGUUUGCAAAGGGGGUAACAGAAGAGACCAUUUGCUGACUGUGCACCAAAUGUUACUCAAAAAGUUGUGACCCAGUAUUAAUGUUUAUGAGAGUCUUCUGUUACAAAUAGCCAGCUUAUUGCGGUGUAGCAUCAAGGUCAGUGCUUGGCUCAUAUAUAUACAUAUAUUAUACAUAUUGGUGAGCUUAGAGGGUGGUCGGAUUUUAGAUUUAUGUUUUUGGUAUAUAUGUGUAAGAGUAUAUGGAGCUAAUGGGAGGGACAGACUAACUACUACCACUAAGUGAGGAAAAACAAAUGUCUGUCCAAAAACAACAACAUUGUUUGCCAUUAUUUAUACCUUUUAUAACUUUCUUAUGUAAAUGUAAUCUGCUAAACUUCAAGUUAUAAGUUAUAUAAUAAGUCUGCUGUACCUGGUUGUCCCUGUCUGACUCAGUCGCAGCCGUACUGUGUACUCACUCAUAUAUCAUUACCAUGUUUAAAUAUUAUGCUCAUAAACUUUUAUAUCUUCUUCUUCUGAAACAUGGCUGACACUGUCAUUUUGUAAGAAGGCUGGAGAAGAAAACUGAGCUUCAUAACAGGAGAGUGAGGAGGAGGCCUGUAUAUAUAAUCUUCUUUUAGUGCUUUUUAUUGUACAAGUAUUAUAGGGUUUAUCAUGGUGUGUUUACUAAGGUUUGUGCAUUGGGCAAUUAGUCCAUUCCUCCUUGUAGGAGAAGGCAUCCACCUCGACCUGACAGAAUCUCAGAUCCUCUUCUUCGCCUCGAAAAGGCAAAUCUUAGCAUAGACCAACAAGUGUUAGAAUAAGCUACAUUGUAUUGUUCAUCUUUGUAGACCUUGUGUUGACAACUGCUGGACAUGUAUUAUUAAAAUUAUUCAUAUUCA